UUAGUUAGUAUCUGACCACAAAGAGAUUGACACUCUGUAAAACGUGACAAAGUACAUUUUCUUCUUUUCUCUAUUUUAAAGGUCUUUGUGAAGGUUUCAAAUUUUCAUGGUUCUCCGAGCAGCGAGUGAUUCAGCGUUUGUAUGUUGAUCUUCGGCUACCAGAAACCGGAACUGGAAAGCCUCGAAUGCAGAUACCAUCUUCAGACAUAAAAGGUUCAGUCGAAAUUUAUCUGGACUUGGAAAAAUGUUGUGGCUUUCUGAAUUUUGGUUCCUGGCUCUGUGUCUUCAAAUCGUUCUUAGUAGACCAUCGGAAGAACCAAUAAAAUUUAAUCUGUAUGGGCCCGAUGAAUAUGUCGAAAGGUUCGUAGCACCACAAAAAGAAAUUGCGACUACCAAAUUCCAGCGAGGAAAGGAGAUGUUAGGCUAUAUAGCGGACAAAAUAAGAUUUGGAAGAGGGCGUUUAGUCAAUGCAUUCAUGUUAGCUACCAACAUCGUUCGGGAGACAGGAGAGGAUUGGUUAUCACAAAUAAAGGAUGCAGCGAGAAUUAAAAGGGGAAGAUUAGUGAAUUCGGUCAUGUUGGCCAGAAACAAUCUUUUCCACGAAGCUGAGGAUAAUGUUAGUGAAUCACAAAAUAUUUUUCAAUCUGUGAAACCACCAAAACAUCAUCAAACUUUUCAAGCAAACACUCUGCAAUCCUACAUACAAAAUCCAUUUCCGGUUAUAAACUCUGCCAGAGGAAGGGAAAGCGCAAAACUAGAAUAUGAAAGUGCUCAGAGUUUUCUUGAAAAACCAAAAGAAAAUCCUCUCAGAGAAUUUUUGGAAAAAUUGUCACGACCGACUCCCAUUGUUGAUGGAAUUAGAGAAGAACAAAAAUAUGGAAACAAUGGAGAUAAAUUUAUAGGAAUUGGAAGAGCACUUGUGAAUGGCUUUGAGGGUCUAAGCAAUUUCGUAAAUGUUGUAAUUGAUUUGCCAAUGAAAGCAGCCAAACAGACAUCACGAGGACUCACAGAAGCACUGAAUCGUGUAGGAGCUCGAAUAGUAGGACUUCAAUAAAUUAUUAAAAAUAGACUAUUUUGUUUAUAUGUAA
Messenger RNA from Belonocnema kinseyi, 1088 nucleotides. RefSeq lists its product as uncharacterized. The coding region runs from base 245 to 1054 and encodes 269 amino acids. The record is from RefSeq and is a predicted model, not a curated record. Lineage: Eukaryota; Metazoa; Arthropoda; Insecta; Hymenoptera; Cynipidae. The transcript is spliced from 6 exons.